Messenger RNA from Anoplopoma fimbria (sablefish), 1506 nucleotides. RefSeq names its product brain aromatase (gene cyp19a1b). The coding region runs from base 1 to 1506 and encodes 501 amino acids. The record is from RefSeq and is a predicted model, not a curated record. Gene Ontology annotation, molecular function: oxidoreductase activity, acting on paired donors, with incorporation or reduction of molecular oxygen; heme binding; monooxygenase activity. Lineage: Eukaryota; Metazoa; Chordata; Actinopteri; Perciformes; Anoplopomatidae. The transcript has 9 exons.
AUGCAGCCGUCGGAGACACUCACUGUCGGCACCAAGGUUGUCGACACAAUGUCUGAAGUCACCACCGUUCUGCUUCUGCUGCUGCUACUGAUGCUGUUCACCGCCUGGAGCCGAACAAAUCAGUCAAAUAUACCCGGUCCCUUCUUCUUGGCAGGACUCGGUCCUAUCCUCUCCUACAGCCGAUUCAUCUGGACGGGGAUAGGAACAGCGAGCAACUACUAUAACAACAAAUAUGGCAGCAUUGUCCGGGUCUGGAUUAAUGGCGAGGAGACCCUCAUUCUGAGCAGAUCUUCAGCAGUGUAUCAUGUUCUGAGGAGCGCCCACUACACGGCCAGAUUCGGGAGCAAAAAAGGGCUGGAGUGUAUCGGGAUGGAAGGGAGAGGUAUCAUUUUCAACAGCGAUGUCCUGCUCUGGAAAAAAGUGAGAACGUAUUUUUCUAAAGCUCUGACAGGCCCAGGCCUCAAGAGGACGGUGGCAAUCUGUGUGAGCUCCACAGCCAAACAUCUGGACAACUUGCAGAUGAUGACCGACCCCUCCAGACAUGUGGACGCUCUCAAUCUGCUACGAGUCGUAGUGGUGGACAUAUCCAACAGGCUUUUCCUCAGGGUGCCGCUCAACGAAAAUGACUUGCUGAUUAAAAUCCACAACUACUUUGAGACCUGGCAAACAGUUCUUAUAAAGCCUGAUAUAUUCUUCAAGAUUGGAUGGCUGUACAACAAGCACAAGAGAGCAGCCCAAGAGCUGCAGGACGUUAUGGAGAGCCUUCUUGAAAUGAAAAGAAAGAUUAUAAAUGAGUCGGAGAAGUUGGAUGAAGAUCUUGACUUUGCAACAGAGCUUAUCUUUGCUCAGAACGUCGGAGAGCUUUCAGCCGAUAAUGUCAGGCAGUGCGUGUUGGAGAUGGUGAUUGCUGCACCUGACACUCUUUCCAUCAGCCUCUUCUUCAUGCUGAUGCUGCUGAAACAGAACCCAGACGUAGAGCUGAGGAUAGUGGAGGAGAUGAACGCUGUCUUGAGUAAGCGCUUUUAUGAAAACAUUGAUUAUCAAAGCUUGAAGGUGCUGGAGAGUUUCAUCCACGAGUCUCUGAGGUUUCAUCCGGUGGUUGAUUUCACAAUGCGAAAAGCUCUGGAAGAUGACAACAUUGAAGGAACUAAAAUCACAAAAGGAACCAACAUCAUUCUCAACAUUGGUCUUAUGCACAAGACUGAAUUCUUCCCAAAACCAGAAGAGUUCAACCUGAUGAACUUUGACAAAAAUGUGCCCAGUCGUUUCUUCCAGCCGUUCGGCUGCGGGCCUCGUUCCUGCGUGGGCAAACACAUCGCCAUGGUGAUGAUGAAGGCCAUCUUGGUCACUCUGUUGUCUCGUUACACCGUGUCUCCUCGCAGCGGCUGCACCCUCAGCAGCAUCCGGCAGACCAACAACCUGUCGCAGCAGCCUGUGGAGGACGAGCACAGCCUGGCCAUGCGCUUCAUUCCUAGGACAACAUCAACUCAACACAGUCAGCACUGA